GGAGACUGCAGUGGAAAUAGUCUCCUAUCCUUUCGCGUGAGACGGUUUGAUCAAAUUGUGGAUUUGACGACAGAACUAUCAAACAAUGAUCCAAAUAUUCCUGAAUUGUCUUUGCUUUUCCCUCUUUAUUGUUACAGGUCAUUGUUUAAUUUUUUUGCAAGAGACAAUAUCAAUCCAGCUUCCGAGCGAUUUUCCAACGGGGGUGACGUUCUACCGUUUGCAAUCCUUCUUAGAAAACUCAUGGGAACAUACAACUGAUGGAUUUGAAUUUCGUAUCACUAAAAGCGUUAUUUUCCCUCAUGGUAACAGAGAAGGAAGAUGGCUCUUUUCGGUGGAUGAACAUACAGGCUCCCUCUUACUGUCACCUCACAGGAGAAAAUCGAUUGCAGAAUAUAUAGGUUCAACAUUUGCCCUGGAUGUGAUUGUUGUAUCCACCAUAAAAGCAUAUGAAAGACCUGCCCACGCUACAAUCAUGAUUAAAGUUACUGGAGACAACAGUUCAAGUCCUGAUUGCGGAGCAAGGGAUGAACUUUGUUUUCCAUCACCAGAGAUUCAGUUUCAACUCCCAGAGACGAUUCCGAAACGCUUCUCAUUGGGAAGUGUGAAACCCAUUCCAUUUAACAAACUGUGUCCACGAGCUGUUACAAAAUACUCGCUGCCAUCUAACCCUUAUCUAAAGAUCACUCGUAAAGCUGGUAUCUUGACAACUGUAUCCUCAUUUGACUAUGAAUAUGCCACUUCCCAUGAGUGGAACAUCAGUUGCGAAGUGAAAAGUGGUACAGAAAGAGGCACUUUUAUGGCUUUACUUCAAAUUAUGGUUAUAGAUGUGGAUGACAAUGCGCCGUACGUUCAAAACAGCACCAGUCUUUUCCAAGAAAUUGAUGUAUCACAAGUUAUUCCAGGAAAGCCAUUACCUCUUCAACUGACUGUUCUUGAUCCAGACACAGCAUCAGUGAACGAUAUUACAGUGCAAUUAAAUGAUCCUCUACAAUUGUUCUCCCUCAAAGAUCCGGUUGUAUUUCAUGGUGUAAACAAGACCAAUAUGCUGAUUAAUACAGCUCUUGUGCCCAAAGCCAAGUUUCACUUUCCCGAAAUUUCUUACAAUGUGACAGUGACUUUUAAUGAUACACAUCUCAUCACGAAAAACGAAGACUCUUAUAUUGAGUUUCACGUACAGAUAACUAACAAAACAAUAUAUCCACCUAGUACUGUACUUGAACCCAAAAGUUUAGAAGUGGUUGCCAGCAUAUUUCGACAUUCCUCUCAACACGCUAGAGACUCUUAUAUUGAGUUUCACGUACAGAUAACUAACAAAACAAUAUAUCCACCUAGUACUGUACUUGAACCCAAAAGUUUAGAAGUGGUUGCCAGCAUAUUUCGACAUUCCUCACAACACGCUAGAAUAGUGCAACCAAUGGAAGUACAUCCCCACGAUGGAUAUUUCUUUCGACUUCUUGGUGAACCCAGCCAUGGACUGCCUUCACCUAGAAUAUUUGGUGUUACUCCUGCUACAGGAAUAAUAUACUUGAAGGAUGAAGUGACCCUAUCCAGAAACUCUGUCAAUCUUUAUAAGCUUGAGCUUACCUGGAGAAGUCGCGAGGCUGCGGACAGACAAUGCAACGUCUUGAUAAGGGUCGUGGAUACGGGGGACCCACGGAGCAUCUGCGGAGUAGAACCUGGCCAUCAUUUUCAGUCUUGUUCUUCGCAUGGAACUGCCGAGAACUGCACCUCCAGUUGCGGCAGAGGAUCCGUAGAUGGAUAUUGCAAAUGGCGUCCACAUUCAGCUCCUAGUCUUGUUAGUUCCUAUGCUACAUGCUCCCCGCAUUUGAAAACUUGCCCGGAUGGUUUUUGUGACGAGCUAGAACGCUUGGAUCCCCUACUGUGUCCUCAAGACUGUGCUGAAAACAUCCGCGGCGAAGCUGUUCGUGGCUCAUCAGGAAGAGGUAUUGGGAAGUCUGCGGCACCCUGCACUUGCUCCGGACCUAACUCCUGUAUUUGUCUACGCCCAUAUCCAAUCAAGAGGAAGCACAAACCCUCAUUCAAGGAAGAAUUAAAAACGUCCAAUGAAACGCACAUUAAGUCAUACCCCAUUGGAAAUCAAGACGAUUGGACAGACUGUGGAACUGGGUGCAAAUCUAUGAUUGUCAUAGUUUCCCUUAUAGUGAGCGGACUUAUAGCCUUUGCUGGAUUUCUAUUGUAUCGUCGUAUCAUGAAUAAAUCAAAGGCAGAUGGUUACCCAACUAUCACAACGCCUCUUAAUCCUUUGGCUCAGUCCAACGAGUUUCAUGUGCAAGAUUCUCACCCACUUAUGAGGACAAGGCUAUGUGACUACUGUGCACCUGAGAAGCUCGGGGAUGGUAGUUCCUCUUCUGAGAAGCGUGACAUGAUAACCGAAUUAAACUUGCUGAAAGAUAUCCAUCAUCCAAAUGUGAUACAACUUCUCUGUGCUUGUACUGAUGAUGAAGGACCACUUUAUCUCAUAAUGGAAUACGCUGAGAAUGGAGCUUUAAUAAACUUUUUGAAGAAAAUGAGAUCGGAUGAUUCUGAUGUAAAAAUGGAAAUUUCCGAAUUAUUCUCAUUUGCCCUGCAAAUUGCCAGAGGAAUGGAUUAUCUUGCGAGUGUCAAAGUUGUACACCGAGACUUGGCUGCAAGAAAUGUAUUGGUAUCAUCUGAUAAAGUUUUAAAAAUAUCGGAUUUUGGUCUUAGUCGAGAUGUCUAUCAAGAGGAUGCCUAUCGUAAAUCUACAAAGGGAAAGGUCCCGGUGAAAUGGAUGGCUCUGGAAUCUCUUCAAACUAACAUCUACACCACGAAAAGUGAUGUAUGGUCCUAUGGAGUUUUGUUAUGGGAAAUUGUAACUAUAG
Molecule: messenger RNA, 2861 nt
Organism: Parasteatoda tepidariorum (common house spider)
Lineage: Eukaryota; Metazoa; Arthropoda; Arachnida; Araneae; Theridiidae
Source: RefSeq, a predicted model, not a curated record